AAGAUGCAGUGGACGCCGGAGCAUGCCCAGUGGCCAGAACAGCACUUUGACAUCACUUCAACCACUCGGUCUCCUGCCCACAAAGUUGAAGCCUACAGAGGUCACUUGCAGCGCACCUACCAGUACGCCUGGGCGAAUGAUGACAUAUCUGCUCUGACUGCAUCCAAUUUACUGAAAAAGUAUGCAGAGAAGUAUUCUGGCAUUUUGGAAGGCCCAGUGGAUCGGCCUGUACUCAGCAACUACUCGGAUGCACCAUCAGGACUAGUGAAUGGUCGAAAAAAUGAAAGUGAACCCUGGCAGCCUUCCUUGAAUUCAGAUGCUGUGUAUCCUAUGAACUGUGUUCCAGACGUCAUCACUGCCAGCAAAGCUGGAGUCAGUUCAGCGCUCCCGCCAGCAGAUGUCUCUGCAAGUCUAGGGAGCUCCCCUGGGGUGGCCAGCAACCUGACAGAACCUAGUUACUCGAGUAGUACCUGUGGAAGCCACACUGUUCCUAGUCUCCACGCAGGGCUCCCGUCUCAGGAAUAUGCCCCAGGAUACAAUGGCUCCUAUUUGCAUUCUACUUACAGUAGCCAGCCAGCACCUGCACUUCCUUCACCUCAUCCGUCUCCUUUGCAUAGCUCUGGGCUCCUUCAGCCGCCACCACCACCUCCUCCGCCUCCAGCCUUGGUCCCAGGCUACAAUGGGACUUCUAACCUCUCCAGUUACAGCUAUCCUUCUGCUAGCUAUCCUCCUCAGACUGCUGUGGGGUCUGGGUACAGCCCUGGCGGGGCACCCCCUCCUCCUUCAGCAUACCUGCCUUCAGGAAUCCCUGCUCCUACCCCGCUGCCUCCCACCACUGUUCCUGGCUACACCUACCAGGGCCAUGGUUUGACACCUAUCGCACCAUCGGCUCUGACAAACAGUUCCGCUAGUUCUCUCAAAAGGAAAGCCUUCUAUAUGGCAGGGCAAGGAGAUAUGGACUCCAGUUAUGGAAAUUACAGCUAUGGCCAACAGAGAUCUACACAGAGUCCUAUGUACAGAAUGCCCGACAACAGCAUUUCAAACACAAACCGGGGGAAUGGCUUUGACAGAAGUGCUGAAACAUCAUCCUUAGCAUUUAAGCCAACGAAGCAGCUAAUGUCCUCUGAACAGCAAAGGAAAUUCAGCAGCCAGUCCAGUAGGGCUCUGACCCCCCCGUCCUACAGCACCGCUAAAAAUUCGCUGGGCUCAAGAUCCAGUGAAUCGUUUGGGAAGUACACGUCGCCAGUAAUGGGUGAGCACGGGGACGAGCACAGGCAACUCCUCUCCCACCCAAUGCAAGGCCCCGGGCUCCGUGCAGCUACCUCAUCCAAUCACUCUGUGGACGAGCAACUGAAGAAUACGGACACACACCUCAUCGACCUGGUAACCAAUGAGAUUAUCACCCAAGGACCUCCAGUGGACUGGAGCGACAUUGCUGGUCUCGACCUGAUAAAAGCCGUCAUUAAAGAGGAGGUUUUGUGGCCAGUGUUGAGGUCAGACGCAUUCAGUGGACUGACAGCCUUACCUCGAAGCAUCCUCUUAUUUGGACCUCGGGGGACAGGCAAAACAUUAUUGGGCAGAUGCAUAGCUAGUCAGUUGGGGGCCACCUUUUUCAAAAUUGCUGGUUCUGGACUAGUCGCCAAGUGGUUAGGAGAAGCCGAGAAAAUCAUCCACGCCUCGUUUCUCGUAGCCAGGUGUCGCCAGCCCUCGGUGAUUUUCGUCAGUGACAUUGACAUGCUUCUCUCCUCUCAAGUGAGUGAGGAGCACAGUCCAGUCAGUCGGAUGAGAACCGAGUUUCUGAUGCAACUGGACAGUGUACUCACUUCGGCUGAGGACCAAAUCGUCGUCAUUUGUGCCACCAGUAAACCAGAAGAAAUAGACGAAUCUCUUCGGAGGUACUUCAUGAAACGACUUUUCAUCCCACUUCCUGACAGCACAGCGAGGCACCAGAUAAUAGUACAGCUGCUCUCACAGCACAAUUACUGUCUCAAUGACAAGGAGUUUGCACUGCUCGUCCAGCGCACAGAAGGCUUUUCUGGACUAGACGUGGCUCAUUUGUGUCAGGAAGCAGCGGUGGGCCCCCUCCACGCCAUGCCAGCCACAGACCUUUCAGCCAUUAUGCCCAGCCAGCUGAGGCCAGUUACAUAUCAAGACUUUGAGAACGCUUUCUGCAAGAUUCAGCCUAGCAUAUCUCAAAAAGAGCUCGAUAUGUAUGUUGAAUGGAACAAAAUGUUUGGUUGCAGUCAGUGAUAAGUUCUUUUAAAAAAAAUGUAAUGAAUGUUGGCACACACACAUAAAACCUGCUAUAUAGGGUCUAGAGCCCCUUUCCAGUAGUGUUUAAAUUGCAAUGGGUACUGGGGAAGACAACAAUUAAGUUGCAUCUUUCGCGUCAGGGUAGUGUUUGGAGGAAAAGUGCAUCAAAUGAGAGCUGAUUUUAAAAGCCCCAGAUGACAAAAAAAAAGAAAGCAUAUGUUGAUGCUCAGUAAGUUCAAGCUAGACAACGCUCGCCAAGGAGCAAGGUGCAAGUGUGUUGAUUUCAGAAGGACAUGAACCUCGUGUGUUGAUUCCAUUCUGCUGUUCUCGAGAUUUAGUUGCUGUCAAGUGCCUGGAGUGGUGCUUUAUUUUUUGUUUGCCUCACAAUUACAUUGGUGGCAUGUGCUAAUAUAAAGAGCUUUAACUUCAAACAUUAUUGGACAAAAGAGAUGAACAGUUUGUGUUACGACAGAAAAACCAGAUUUUUGCCAUUUUAAGAGCAACAGUAUUCCUCAAUCCUGUCUGUUCUGUGGUAUUAAGCUGAGAACAGGUAAAACAGGGUAACGGUAAUCUGGACCUUAAUUUCUGCAGUUCAUUUCUUUUAAUGUUCUUGUCUGCAAAAACUCAGGAAAGCGAUUGUGAUUUGUACAGUACCUCAAAGGAAUGUGUUGAAAGCACUAUGUACUGCUGAGAGUAAUAGGAUAGGUGUCAUUGUUACUUUAUAUUGAAAUGUAUGUUUACCUCAACAAUUGGAAAAUAGCAAGGAAAAUUACCCUGAAUGUAUCCAGAAAAAUACUGACAUGUGAUACAACUGAAUAUUUGCAAUCUAAAGUAAAAAUGGAAGGAUUUUUUAUAAAAGAAAAAGGUUCUUUACUAAUUAUGGGGAAUUAACCAGAGCAGAAUAAUUCUUUAUGUCAAUAACUGCAACAGAUCUGACUACACUGCUCCUUGAUAAUUAAGUGAAAAUGUUCUUAAAAGGUACACUGGUUAUAAUGGAAAGCUACUUAACUCAGUUUGUGUUAGUGUGUAGAACAGUCAGCCUGUUUAGGACCCUGGAAGUCACAGUACCUGAAAACUCCCCAACUGUCUUUUACUGGAGUGUGGUGGUGGUGGUGGUGGUAGUUUGCAAGUUAUCACUUAAAACUGCUGGGAAUGGUGUCAUUCUAGUCCACUAAUCUAGUUCAUAGGCUUGCCAUACUGCUUAUUAGAAUGCAGAGUAUCUCAACCAAACACACAAAUAACGACAAAAACCAUAGGCAUCAUUGUUACUUUCAUAUUGAAGUGUUUGAAGAUAUGUGUAGGUAUGUAUCUUCUCUCCAUCUCCUUCCUUUCUUUUUUCACUCCUCUCUUGUCAGUGCAAUUUUGCUUCUCAUUUUGAAAUCCCCUGGGCAGUAGUGCUCCCACAUUCAUUUCUACCUCAGUUUUGUUACAUUUCUAUUGGAGAGUCAAGUAGAAAAUUAGAAGUGUGCACACACACACACAGACACACACACACACACACUCUCUCUCUCUAGCUUGCCAAACAUGUUACUGUUUCUUCUAUAUCUUCCCAUAAAUACUGUUUUCAAUAUCAUCAAUCCCUAUGCCUGAUUCUGGCUCAGUCCACUCCCUCCCAAUGACAUAUGUGGCAUUUUGCUUAAUUCCCCACUCCUCUUGCUCCCUAUGAAGUUGUUCUUUGUAUCCUUUAAUGCUUUCUGUGUAACUUUUCAUGGGUAGCUGACUGAUGUUCAGCCUUGUCUCUGAACAGUCACAGUGUAGGCUGUAGCUUUCCAAAGCCGCUGCCCCUCCGUAAGCAGAACAGCCUCACAUUUUGAAUGUAUUUUUUUUUUUUGGUUUCUCCCCUUUCUUCUUUUUUAAAAUUUUUACAUUUAAAGAUGCAGUAAGAAAACUAUUGCAAAGCACUGGCAUUUUAUGUAUUCAAUAAAUGAUGUAUAUUUUUUUAAAAUGAAAUAAAUACAAUGAGAUGCCCCA
This is a messenger RNA of Elephantulus edwardii (Cape elephant shrew), 4224 nucleotides long. RefSeq names its product fidgetin-like. Gene Ontology annotation, molecular function: microtubule severing ATPase activity; ATP binding; ATP hydrolysis activity. Bases 4 to 2250 code for a protein of 748 amino acids. The transcript has a single exon. The record is from RefSeq and is a predicted model, not a curated record. Lineage: Eukaryota; Metazoa; Chordata; Mammalia; Macroscelidea; Macroscelididae.